AUGGUUAAGGAGAAGAAGGUGGCAGCAGCCGCCACCGAGGCUGAGGCAAAGCUUCUAGUGGAGCUGCUGGUCGGAGUGACCGACGGCGACCACGAACGCUUUCUGCUUAAGAUCAAAGAUCGCUUCGACCGCGUCGGCAUGGAGCUUCCGACGAUCGACUUGCGCGCCGAGGAUCUGGCGGUGCAGGUGGAGGCCAAUGCCGGAGGACGAGCGGCACCCAACAUCUUCAACUCCAUGACCAACACUGUCUUGGAUGCUGCGGACACACUGCAAUUUCUACCCAGCAAUUGGAAGACCAAGUAUACCAUCCUGCAUAAAACCAGUGCUGUCUUCAGGCCACGAAGAAUGACUCUGCUAUUAGGGUCUCCAGGAUCUGGGAAAACUACAUUGCUCAAAGCAUUGAUUGGAAAGCUAGACUCAGGAGUCAAGGUUUCGGGGAAGAUCACUUACAAUGGGCGCGAAAUGAAUGAGAUCGUCCGUGAGAAGAUUGCCGCAUAUGUAAGCCAAAGUGACCUCCACAGUGAGGAGAUGACUGUAAGGGAGACGCUGGCCUUCUCUGCGAAAUGCCAAGGUGCCGGCGAUGGUUACGAUUUGUUAACUGAGCUGAUGAGAAGGGAGAGGGAAGCAAACGUCACGCCCGAUGUCCACAUCUCCUUGUUCAUGAAGGUCAAAUUGCCCUACCAAUGCCCUACUAUAAUUGCGUUUGUUUAA
Panicum hallii is the source of this 711-nucleotide messenger RNA. Its product is annotated as ABC transporter G family member 37-like. The transcript is spliced from 6 exons. Gene Ontology annotation, molecular function: ATP binding; ATP hydrolysis activity. Lineage: Eukaryota; Viridiplantae; Streptophyta; Magnoliopsida; Poales; Poaceae. The record is from RefSeq and is a predicted model, not a curated record. The coding region runs from base 1 to 711 and encodes 236 amino acids.